AUGGCUUUGACAUCAUGGAAAGCGUUCAACUUUGUCGACGUCUCCCCCGUCAAGGUUCCGGAGGACAGCUCUGCGCUGUUCGGGAGCGAUCUCUCUAGUCUCUGCACCGGAUCCUCGAACCUAUUCCUCGGCACCAACGAUGGCUUCGUUCAUAUCGUCACCUCGACCUUCCGCGUCAUUCGCUCGUUCAAGGCGCAUGAUGCCGGCUCGAUUCGACAUAUGAAACAAAUCAAUGGCACUUCCUUGCUCGUUACGGUUGCGGAGGACCUCUCAAAUGAGCCGGUGCUAAAAGUCUGGGCAUUGGAUACGGAGCUUAAGGACGGAACACCUCGCUGUCUAUCGACAGUGUCAGUACAGAAUGCUAGGCGGCAGUUUCCGAUAUCGGCCUUUGCAGUUGUAGAAGACCUUUCGCAGGUUGCGGUUGGAUUCGCCAACGGCUCUGUGACGAUCAUCCGGGGUGAUCUGAUUCACGAUCGCGGGGCGCGGCAGCGGAUUGUUUUUGAGUCAGAGGAGCCGAUCACCGGCCUGGAGACCCAGAGUGGUGCCGUAACGGCACUUUACAUCUCGACAACAAAUCGAAUCUUGACACUGGUCAUCGCAGGGAGGGGACAGGGUCAGCCGGCGCGGAUUUUGGAGGACACGGGCUGUGGUUUGGGUUGUAUGACUCUGGAUGGUGAAACUGGGGAUAUUCUCAUCGCGCGAGAGGAUGCAAUUUACACAUACGGUCCCCGUGGUCGAGGUCCCAGCUACGCUUUCGAGAGUUCCAAGACUUCCAUCAAUUCCUUCCGAGAUUAUGUUGCACUGGUUUGUCCACCAAGGCCUGAGUCCGGCAAGGGUGAGACACUUCGGAAGUAUGGUGUUAACCCCGGAGGUGACAUCUUGGGUGCUACGACAUUCACAUUGUUGGAUACCGAUCUCAAGUUCAUUGCGCAUAGCGAGGCGUUGGUUGCGCCUAUGAAGUACAUUUUCAUGGAAUGGGGGGGAUUUGUUUCUGCUCACAACAGAAGGAAAGGUUUUCUUGCGUAUUUAUCCCGAUUUGUGCAUUUUUCUAACCUCGCCCAGAUAUUUCGCUAUCGGGAAAAGAGCCUCCAACAGAGGCUUGAGAUUCUGUAUGAGCGCAACCUCUACAUACUUGCCAUCAACCUCGCGCAGAAGAUCGGCAUCAACACUCUGCAGCAGAACGCAAUUUAUCGCAAAUAUGGCGACUUCUUAUACCAGCGCGGUGACUACGAUACGGCAAUGCAACAAUAUCUCCGGGCGAUUGACAAUACCGAACCAUCACAGGUUAUUCGCAAGUACCUUGACACCCAACGCAUCCACAACUUAAUUGAAUAUCUGGAGGAAUUACACGAUCAUGGCCGUGCGACAGUCGACCACACGACUCUUCUUCUCAACUGCUAUGCGAAGCUCAAAGAUACAAGCAAACUGGACUCGUUCAUCAAAGCUCCUGGCGAGCUGAAGUUCGAUCUGGAGACCGCUAUUGCGAUGUGCCGACAAGGUGGAUACUAUGAACAGGCUGCUUACCUGGCCACAAAGCACGGCGAAAAUGAUAUGGUCGUGGACAUCCUGAUUGAAGAUUCAAAGAAAUAUGCUGAGGCCGUUGAAUAUAUUUGGAGAUUAGAGCCUGAAGCGGCCUAUCACAACUUGAUGAAAUAUGCCCGAGUAUUACUUGCUCACUGUCCUGAGCGGACGACCGAAAUCUUCAAGAUCUACUACACUGGUCAAUACCGACCACGCACAGAGGUGGCUGAGGUCGAACCGCAAGAACAGCAAACGAGCACAGUACAGAGUCUUGCCAAUCUUUUGCCAUUGCGCUACGUGACUGGUGGUGGAGGAACUCAAACUCAACCACCGAUACCCGAAACAGACCCUAUCAACCGAGAAGCGGAGGCAGAUUCAGCACAACAGUAUCAGGUUCCCAGGCCACGUACAGCUUUCUCCGCUUUCGUGGACCAUCCGAAUGAGUUUAUCGGUUUCCUGGAGACGCUCACAGAACAACCUGGUCUCAAGCAAGAUGCCAAGGUGGACCUCUUUACCACGCUGUUUGAGAUGUAUCUAGACACCGCGAAAAGCAGGAAGGACGCGGCUGAAAAACAAGAAUGGGAGAACAAAGCCAAGAAACUCAUUGAAGGGAAAGAUAUCCCCAUCUCGACUUCGAAUGUCCUUCUGCUCUCCGACCUAUCCAACUUCCGCGAGGGCUCCACACUUGUGCGCGAGCAAGAAGGCCUUCGCCUCGACAUCUUCCGCUCCUUCACCUCGGCCAAGGAUACACAGGGUGCCAUCCAAGCAUUGCGUCGCUAUGGACCCGAUGAGCCGCAGCUAUACAUCGACGCGCUAACAUAUUUCGCCUCCAGCCCACAGAUCCUCGAGGAGGCAGGCGACGAGCUCGACGCCGUUCUCCAACGUAUUGAUCAAGACGGUCUUCUCUCCCCACUUCAAGUGAUCCAAGCCCUGAGCAACAACGCAGUCGUUACAAUGGGCCGUGUAAAGAAGUAUCUCAGCACAAACAUUGACCGUGAACACAAGGAGAUCUCAACGAACCGCCGUCUAAUCUCAAGCUACAAAGCCGAAACAGCCGCCAAGCAACAAGAGCUCUCAAACCUCUCUUCCCAACCCGUCGUCUUCCAAUCUCGCCGCUGCCAAUCCUGUGGCGGAACCCUCGACCUACCAACAGUCCAUUUCCUCUGCCGCCACUCCUUCCACGAGCGCUGUCUCAACAAUGUAGACGACGACGCCCAGUGUCCCGUCUGCGGUCCGCAGAAUUCUACGCUCCGCGCCAUUCGGCAGCGACAGGUUGACUCGGCGGAUCAGCAUGAUCUGUUUAAGGCGGAGUUGUCGCGGUCGAGGGAUCGGUUUGGCGUUGUUAGUGACUUUUUUGGGAGGGGAGUUAUGAGGUCGCAGGCGACGAUGGAUGAGGUGUAG
Molecule: messenger RNA, 2922 nt
Organism: Penicillium manginii
Lineage: Eukaryota; Fungi; Ascomycota; Eurotiomycetes; Eurotiales; Aspergillaceae
Product: tethering complex subunit PEP5
Exons: 9
Coding region: 1-2922 (973 amino acids)
Biological process (GO): intracellular protein transport; organelle fusion; vacuole organization
Cellular component (GO): HOPS complex; endosome
Molecular function (GO): protein binding; protein-macromolecule adaptor activity
Source: RefSeq, a predicted model, not a curated record